Molecule: messenger RNA, 788 nt
Organism: Prorocentrum cordatum
Lineage: Eukaryota; Dinophyceae; Prorocentrales; Prorocentraceae
Source: the annotation of a GenBank genome assembly
UGGAACGAAGCUACUGGACAGUACGACAAGAAGAACUCCUGCUGCACGUGUGAGGCUGCUGCCGAAGGAGUGACUCCAGCAGCCAUGUCCCGUAUCCUUCGUAAGGAGCAGAAGGGCGGCAGGAAUGCUCGUGGCCUGCAGCGCUGCUCGGAAUACGCGGCUGGAUGCGUGGAUUUCACAACUCAAUGGGAAGCUUUGCUAUUGUCAGGCUUGCAGGACGACGACAUCGCCCGGGCGACUGGUGAGCUGGGCCCGGUCAGGGGGGUCUUGCCAUCGCUGAUGGAUUACGCCAUGCCGGACCUGACUGGCAUUCACGGGAAAAAUCGGAGGUCGAUGAAGAAGGCGCACAAGCGCCGCCAGGAGGCCCUCAACACACCCUACUCGCAAAUGUCCAAGGCGGGCAGGAGGGAGUUCCGCAGGGCGUUCGUGACGAUCCAGAUCGAUGCUCUCAAAAGAGCAUGUUCCCCGAUCAUGUACCUCCUCGGCCAGAAGAAGCACGACCUCAACGAUUCCCUCUCCGCGGCCACAGAUCUGCUCAAUUGGAUGAACAGCAACCCGGUCGCUCGCGAGGCUGGCUUCACGAUCGCCGCCGAGCAGGAGGACAUGGCCAUCGGGGCAGUUCUGCACGACGAGGUCGACGCCAGGGCUGGCAGAAUGCAAGCGUUCCGGGAGGUCGGGGGCAAACCGGUUUCCCAGAAAGAGCAGCUUGCUUUGGUGGCAAUGUCCGAUUACACGGACAACUGGUUUGUGCAGGGCAACUACGCGUUGAAUGUAUAUUACGUGUGCAA